Aspergillus pseudonomiae is the source of this 1045-nucleotide messenger RNA. Its product is annotated as Mpv17/PMP22 family protein. Gene Ontology annotation, cellular component: membrane; cytoplasm. Lineage: Eukaryota; Fungi; Ascomycota; Eurotiomycetes; Eurotiales; Aspergillaceae. The coding region runs from base 169 to 738 and encodes 189 amino acids. The transcript has 4 exons. The record is from RefSeq and is a predicted model, not a curated record.
CUGCGGAACUGGCAGUUGCAAAUCCAUCCUUCAGGCUUUUUCUUUUCUUUUCUUUUCUUCAAUUCUGCUUGGCCCGAACGUCCAGGUUUCCACCAACGACGUUAUCGAGCCAAUCAAAUUGCCCAAGUUAGUUGGCGGUUGGCCCUUGUCACUGAACCAUCCGUCAUUAUGGCGCUUCCGCCCAUCGCGAAGGCCACUCUACAAGCUGCGCUGAUUAAUGCCGGGUCGAACGUCCUGGCGCAGAGCAUUCAGUCAUAUAGAAACGAGAAACCGUUCGAACUGGAUCUGCAAACACUGUUUCAAUUCACAACAUGUGCCUUUGUGAUGUCCCCCAUGACCUUCCUGUGGUUGGAGGGUCUGGAAUCGGUCCUUCCAGGCCAUCCUAACGAGUCGGAGGCCGCCGUCACCAAGUCAAAGACCGAAAAGGCGGACCAGCCCAAACAAAAGAAGUUAAAUGUCAAGAACACGGUGGCAAAGAUCGUGAUCGACCAGGUCGUCGGUGGCGCCUGGGCUACCGUGCUUUUCAGUUUGACCAUGGGCCUGCUGCGCGGGCAGGAAUAUGAUGUUUUGGUGGCCCAGAUUCGCAAGGAUUUCUGGCCCCUCCUGAUCGCGGGAUUCAAGCUAUGGCCAUUGGUCUCCAUUCUGAAUUUUACUGUGGUUCCAGCAGAGAAGCGACUGCUGGUUGGGAGUGUCUUCGGGGUCGUCUGGGCUGUUUACUUGAGCUUGAUGUCGGGGUAGUUGGGCGACGGCGCUGGGGCGUUUUGCCGUGGGAUCCGACGCAUUGUGUGCCGGAUCCGAAUAUACUAGUAGGCGAAGUGGUAUCUACUUUUGGGAAAUAGCUGGGAUGACCAGAUAAUAAAUGUGUUGGUGGAACCCAUCUGCGACUAAAGAAUUGGGGCAGGAAAGAAACGGACGUAAUAGUGUGAAGGGGCCGAGCGGGGUUGAGGAUGAUCAUGAUAGUAGAUUAGUAGUGAGCGACACCUUGCUGCAUCAUCGGCAGCUCACCGAAAUGAACAGAAUCGACUAGGUUGAGCGACAUUGCCAC